Molecule: messenger RNA, 2273 nt
Organism: Crotalus tigris (Tiger rattlesnake)
Lineage: Eukaryota; Metazoa; Chordata; Lepidosauria; Squamata; Viperidae
Product: sulfotransferase 6B1-like
Exons: 7
Coding region: 100-1008 (302 amino acids)
Biological process (GO): sulfation
Cellular component (GO): cytoplasm
Molecular function (GO): sulfotransferase activity
Source: RefSeq, a predicted model, not a curated record
AAGUAUACAGUAAUGCUGUUUCGUCCACCUCUCAAAUACCUUUAAAGGUUUUUGGUGCCUUAACAACAGGGUAGUUAGCUUAGAACAGAGAAAGCAACCAUGACAGAGAAAAAAUUUGUAGAAGAAAUAGAGAAAGCGCUGGAAAAAUCCAAAGACCUUAAACUCCAUGAACUUCUCUUUUCCUACCAGGGAAUUCCCUACCCGAAUACAGUGUGCAGUGCAGAGACGUUCCAAGCCCUGGAGAAUUUUGAAAGCAGAAAAGAUGAUGCGGUGUUGGUGUCCUACCCCAAAUGUGGAGCAAAUUGGUUGAUUCUCAUUGUGAGUGAUCUGAUUGCCACAACGUUGAAAAUUAAGCAAGAGAAUACAGAAUUGCCAUUUAUGGAGUGUGGAGAUCCAGAAAAGUUUCAGAGGAUGAAACAAUUUCCUUCUCCAAGGAUUGUGGCCACACAUCUCCAUUACAACUAUCUGCCCAAAUCUAUUUUCAAAAAUAAAGCCAAGAUAUUGGUGUUGUUUCGAAAUCCUAAAGAUACAGCAGCAUCGUUUUUCCAUUUUCAUAAUAAUGCUCCAACCAUUCCCAAUUAUAAUUCAUGGGAGGAAUUUUUCCCAGAAUUUAUGAAUGGAGAAGUUGCCUGGGGAUCCUAUUUCGAUCAAGCUGUCGCUUGGAACAAACAUAUAGAUGAUGAAAACGUUCUGAUUCUGACAUACGAGCAAUUAGAAGAGGAUCUGGUUUCAGGAGUAAAGCAAAUAGCUAAUUUUUUUGGUUUCCCUGCUACUACUGAGCAAAUUCAGGCUAUUGCAGAUAGAACUACCUUCCAAGUGGUGCGCGAUAAGUCGCAGGAAACACAUGGGAUGGCUGGUCCACUGCUCUUCCGGAAAGGCAUUGUAGGAGAUUGGAAGAAUAUUUUUGGCAAGGCUCAAAAUGAGCAAAUGGAUGCUAAAUUUAAGGAAUGUUUAGCUGGAACCAAGCUGGGAACAAAGCUGAAGUAUGAUGUCUAUUGCAAAAUCUGAACAUGUAUCUUGUGGGAAAAAAAUAUUAUUUUUGUGGAAGUUUUGUUUGCUUGCAUAAAAAAAGGAUAUAACCAGAAUACACAUUUCACUAUUGCUAAUCUGUGAAACUCGUUAGUAUCACAUUUCUAAUAUAGGAUGAACCUGUAUUAAGCUGGAUAAUAUAUAGCCAGACUAUUUCAUAGAAUAAGACAAUAUUUUUUCCCAGAUAUAUGCAAGCCUCUCUUACAAUAUUUCUAAGGACAAGAGGACAAUGAAUCGAGGCUUAUUGGGAAAACGUGCCUGUAUGAAUAAGAGCUUUGAAGCACCAAUAGCCAGGGUGUAUCUCAUACUCUAAUUGUUCCAGUUUUCUGUUAUUUUCCGAGCUCAGCUUUGGAGCAAAACUGAAAUACUUGGUCCUGCAGAAUUUGAUAUGUGGAGAGGACCCACUUCAAGAGAGUGAGGUAGUUGCAUCCUUUAACUGCUGCUUUAGAACUUUUAAGAAGACAGACUAUCAAUAUUGACUUUGGGCAAUUCUGUGUGAAUCACCCCAAGGAGAACAGUGAUUUUCCAUUAUUUGAUCACUGAUUUUUAUUCAGGACAUUGAACAGUGAGUAAAAAAAUUUCUAGUUGGUACCAUCUAUUUAGGAUGUCUGAUUUUUAAGAGGCACUGGAAGGAGGUUGUAAUUUUAAGAAUGAUGAGAAUUUCAGAAGUAAAGUUUUACACAGAGAGGAGGGAAAAGCAUCUUGUCAUGUUAACAGCCCUUCAUUUUAAUAUGUUUAUUAAAACAAUUCAAUAUUAAGAUCAAGAUGGAAAUAGAAAAUGAAUGUCUAGAUUUUUACACAUUAUAUUAUGAAUCAUGACUUAUUAUUACAGUACUUUGGAUCACACAUACUGGUAGAAGGUGGGAAUCAUGCAAUCUGUUCAACCAAAACCAACCAACCAUAUUAUAUCUUAGCCUCUGUGUAGCCACACAAAAAUCUUAGUACAUCAAAUGUUCAAAUUCAUCUUUCAUGUUUUCUGAUGUGGAAUAAUCUGUUACCCUUGGUCAUAUAAUAAAUAUUUUUGAUGUAUAAAAAUGACAAUUUAGUUACAAUACUGACUUACAAAAAAGCAAAAUCAUAUGUAGCAUUAGUCUGAUAGAAUGUGCUAGAAAUGUAAAUAUGAAAUACUCAAACUGGUGAAUUUGAAAUGUAUUCACUACAUCAAGAUUAUUUUUUUCCAGCAUUUUGAAUAGAAAAGUCUGUAACACAUGCACUGAUUAUAAUAAACUGAUUUUUAUUGUAAA